AGCACCAGUGGUCUAGUGGUAGAAUAGUACCCUGCCACGGUACAGACCCGGGUUCGAUUCCCGGCUGGUGCACUUGCUUUUUUUAAAUCCUAGAGUGAUUAAUUUUUUAGGUCAACCGCUGUCAAUUUUAAUUAUUUUGUAAUGCUAUAUGUCGAACUCUGAUCUAAAUCUAGAUCAAUCACAAUCAAGUCAAUGUUUAAGUUGUUAAACCAACAAAAUGGACCGUCUUCGUAACUUCUUCCUCCUCUUCCUCUCCGCAGCUUCUUCAGCCACCGCAACGUGGCCGGAGAAACCUCAUGCCUUCAUCCAAACGGUGAUCAAAGAUCCAACCACAAAUCUCUACUUCACAUCCAUGGACAUAGGAACCAACAAGACAGUGGUCUCCCUCAGCUUAGUCAUUGACCUAUCUCAACCUUACACGUGGUUCGACUGCUUCUCCGGCUACUACUCCGUUUCUUACACUUCGAUCGAUUUCCAUUCCCCCAAAUGCAAACUCCCCAAGUUCUCAAAUCCUCACAACGUACCCAAACCAGAUUGGUAUGUCUGCUCCGGCGCCGGAGAAAAGGUCGAACCGGGAUGCUCCGACCAUCCUUGUGGAGUAAACCCGUACAAUCCCGUGGAUAACACGUUACUUAAUGGAUCCUUGAGUGAAGAUCGAAUGUUUUUCUAUUCUAUACCUGAUGGCUUAAGCUUCGGGUAUCGACUCAACUCGCCGCCGGUUAUAUUCGCUUGCGUUGGCCGUAAAAGCUAUAACGGGUUUCCGGCGGAAGCUCAGGGAAUGCUUAGUUUGUCUAGAAACCCACUUUCUCUCCCGUCGCAACUCUCUUCAGCCGUUAACCUCUUCCCGCAAAAAUUCGCACUCUGUCUUCCUUCUAAAACAGAGGACUCUGGUUUCGGUGACCUUUUCAUCGGCGGUGGUCCAUACUUCCUCCCGCCGUACCAAGAAGACGCUUCUCGUCUCUUCACCACCGUCUCUCUAAUCACCAACGCAGCCUCCUCCGAUGAAUACUUCUUCCAAGUCAAAUCAAUCAAAAUCGACGAAAAGGUGGUUCCUUUGCGGAAUCCGAUACUGUCUAAGCUCAGCACGGUGGUUCCAUUCACCGUUCUGCAUCAUUCGAUUUACGAAGCUUUUGUUAAAGAGUUCAAAGCCAAGGCUUUGUUGAAGAAGAUGGUCGAAACGGAGACGAUGGUGUCUCCUUUCGAGUUAUGUUAUAGAAUGAAGAAGAGUUUUAAAAUGGAAGAUGUUCCGGUGAUUGAUCUAACGGUGGGGAGUGGCGACGGGAGAUGGAGAAUCUACGGCUGGAAUUCAAUGGUUGUUGUGAAGAAAGGAGUGAUGUGUUUGGCGUUUGUGAGAGGAGGAAGAGAUAGAGAAGAGAUUGUGAUUGGAGGAUAUCAGAUGGAAGAUAAUUUGCAAAGAGACGGUGUCUCGGAAGAGACGAGAUUUGAUGGGAUGGACAGUGAAGGAAGUGGAGAAGGAUUUGUGACACGUGGCUCUCUUUUUGCUAUUGAAAUGGAUUUGGCGGCGGCGGCGCAAGUUAGCAAAAACGGCGCAGAGCCACCGAGGUCGAUGGCGAGGUUGACACUGAUGGGUAGAUUGCUUACACCGUUGGGCUUUGACAUGCCGAUGGAUAAAGGACAGUAGUAGAGAUUUGUGGCAUCGUCUUUACGAAUAGGUUGUAGGAAAGCUUGAAUCUUCUCGAGGGAGUGUGAAGUGUUUGCGAGUGUGAAAAAGAUUAAGCAGAGGAAAUGGAUUAUACGAGGAGGAGCCAUAUUUUCGUUCUUGUGAGUUGUUGUAAUGAGGAUAUUAGUAAGAGUUUUUAUAGAGUGAAAUAAUUUUUUGACCUUAAC
This is a messenger RNA of Arabidopsis arenosa, 1848 nucleotides long. The record is from the annotation of a GenBank genome assembly. Lineage: Eukaryota; Viridiplantae; Streptophyta; Magnoliopsida; Brassicales; Brassicaceae.